AUGGACCCCAACAGGACCACCACCAAGAGGCAGGGCCGCGGCCCGCUCGACUUCCUGCUGCGCCGCGGCGGGCGCCGCUCGCUCGACUCGGCGCCGGCGUCGCUCACGGCCGAGACGGCGCUCUCCAAGCCCGUGGUGCCGACGCACGCGCCUCCGCCGCCGCCCGCGUCGACCAAGCCGGCCUCGGACGUGCUGGCGGGGGCGCUGGCGCGCGCCGCGUCGCAGUCGACCAUCCACCCGCUCGACACCAUCAAGGUCCGCAUCCAGGCCGGCAGCCCGACCAAGCAGCUCGCCGUGGCCGCCGGCCUGUCGAAGACGUCGCGCCUGAUCCCGCCGGCGGGCGCGGUGGCGCGUGCCAAGGACGCCGUCACGCAGGCCGUGCCCGGCGUGCUGUCGCUCUACAAGGGCGUGCUCGGCGCGGCCUCGGGCGCGGGCAUCGCGAUCGGCGCGUACUUCGCGUGCUACGGCGUGGCGCACAACAUCAUCUCGACGAAGACGCAGCUGAAGCCCACGGCGGUGGCCUUCAGCGCGGGCGCCCUGGCCGCGGCCGGGUCGUCGGUCGUCAAGGUGCCGCUCGCGGUGUGCAUCCGCUCCGUCCAGGCGGGCGUGUACACCAACGUCUUCGAGGCGGCCGGGUCGAUCGUGCGCGCGGCGGGCGUGCGCGGCCUGUUCACCGGCUACCUCCCCACGGUGCUGGAGGACGUGCCCGACAUGGCCUUCAAGUUCGCGGCCUACGAGUCCCUGCGCUCCCUCGCGCGCCGCGUGCGCCCCGAGCGCGCGGCGACGCCGCAGGAGGACUUCGCCAUGGGCCUGCUCGCCGGCGCGUUCGCGGCCGCGGCGACCACGCCCCUGGACGUGGUCAAGACCAACAUGAUGGUCUCGGCGUCCUCGCGGCCCAGCAUGGCUUCCGCCGCGCUGCGCGUGUGGCGCCAGGGCGGCAUGGCGGCGUUCUUCGGCGGCGUCCAGGCGCGCGCCCUCUCGCAGGGCAUGAACAGCGCCAUCUUCUUCUGCUUCUUCGAGGCCCUGUCGCGCACCUUCAAGCAGCGCGUCGCCGCCGCCAAGCAGCAGGCCAAGGUGGCCGAGAUCAGCGCGCCCAAGGCCGCCCACGCCAGGACGCGCGCCCCGGCGCCCCAGGCGGCCAGCAUCACUGGCUCCCUGCUGGGGCGCGUCGCGCCGCCCCUCGACGCCAAGGCCGACAGCGCCCUGCUGCUGAACUGA
Messenger RNA from Pedinophyceae sp. YPF-701, 1218 nucleotides. The record is from the annotation of a GenBank genome assembly. NCBI's taxonomy places the organism in Eukaryota, Viridiplantae, Chlorophyta, Pedinophyceae.